AUGUGUCCGCAGAAGCCCUUUUGCGGUAGAAAUGCUGUGCCCAUGGUUGAGUUUAUCCGGAUGCUUCGCGACCAAAGAGACCAGGAAGGUCGAACAAAGUUCCCUAGGCGCCUCAAUGGCCGCUUAGCAUCACCUCCCUUAGUAAAAAGGGAGAACGGCAAUUGCAUUCCCAUAAUAUUGGAAUCUGCCCAAAUGGAAAAGGAAGUGGAGGACAAGGAUACACUAACUGUUGAACCGAUAGAAGCAGUAGUCGUCAAAAAAAAGCGGCCACGAAGCACGCCUUUUGACGAAAAAUACGAAACCAGAUUUGUACCAUCACCCUUCGCCUGCGAAAUAUUGACCAGGUCAUCUAAAGGAAUGUACAGCUCGACUUACGUAGAUAUUGAACUAUCUUCACUUGGUCUAGAACCUUUGGUCAGGGAUAUUGCGGAGUCACGUAGAAAGGGAAAAUUGUUGACCGGAGUUCGGUGUUGCUAUUUGCGUUUAGGCACGGCUCUUGUAGUGAGUGGAUGCAUUGUGGAAGUAAACGUCACGGACUUUACUGCACAGGUUGUUCCAGACAAGGGACUUCGCCUCGAUGUUGAAUGGGUUGAUAUAAAAAAACUGUAUCAUAUUCCGGAUGAUCUUACAGAGGUACGGAAGACAGUAUCUGAAAGGGUCUUUGCGUUUCUACAGCGGGAGGCUGAGAAUGCGACACCCGGAAAUAAUAAUUGUGAAGGCUCCGCACAGAACGAGGAGGAGGAUUUCCAAGCAUCGCAGACUCAAUUUGACUAUGCUUUAAAUGCUGGUCGUCGUCUUUCUGCGGAUGCUUGUAGCGAAUAA
Trypanosoma grayi is the source of this 822-nucleotide messenger RNA. RefSeq lists its product as hypothetical. The transcript has a single exon. The record is from RefSeq and is a predicted model, not a curated record. Lineage: Eukaryota; Euglenozoa; Kinetoplastea; Trypanosomatida; Trypanosomatidae. The coding region runs from base 1 to 822 and encodes 273 amino acids.